Molecule: messenger RNA, 696 nt
Organism: Morchella sextelata
Lineage: Eukaryota; Fungi; Ascomycota; Pezizomycetes; Pezizales; Morchellaceae
Exons: 5
Coding region: 1-696 (231 amino acids)
Biological process (GO): protein polyubiquitination; proteasome-mediated ubiquitin-dependent protein catabolic process
Molecular function (GO): ubiquitin conjugating enzyme activity
Source: RefSeq, a predicted model, not a curated record
AUGUCUUCGGAUGAACGAAAGAUUGCAGAGCGUAUGCUCAUGAACGAGCUGAAAGAGUUGCAAAAGGAAAACUGGGUGGACGUCGAGCCACGUGAUGGAAAUCUAUUCCUCUGGGACGUCGCCUUGAUCGUCGUAAACCCGACCUCGUUGUACUCGGGUGCCUAUCUCAAGGCUGAACUGAAAAUCCCGAAAAACUACCCUAUGAGCCCACCCGAAUUCCGCUUCGCCCGCCCACUAUUCCACCCGAAUAUCUACAAGGACGGCAAGCUAUGCAUCUCCAUCCUCCACGCACCAGGCGAAGAUGAGACAUCAGGAGAACUUGCGUCGGAACGCUGGUCGCCAGCGCAGCGCAUAUUCACCGUCCUCAUCUCCAUUCUAUCCCUUCUUGACGAUGCCGAAGUCUCAAGCGCGGCCAAUGUUGACGCUGGCGUCAUGCUGCGAAAAGACCCCGAAGGCUACAAGAAGGUGGUUCGGGAGAACGUCGAGGCCUCUAGGAGAGACAUUCCAGAGGGAUUCCAUAUGCCUCUGACUGUAGAGAGUGCCCCACCAGAAAAGGAAGAGGUCGAUGACGACUUUUGGUGCGAAUCUGAGAUGGAGAGCGACUUUGGCGAGGACGACAGCGACGAGGAGAUGAUGUUCGACGAUGAUGAGGAAUCUGACCCUGAGACUGGUGAGGAUGAGAGGAAGAGCAAUUGA